Trichobilharzia regenti is the source of this 498-nucleotide messenger RNA. Lineage: Eukaryota; Metazoa; Platyhelminthes; Trematoda; Strigeidida; Schistosomatidae. The record is from the annotation of a GenBank genome assembly.
AUGGCCUAUCCAACAGAUAAUCAACUGUUGGCUAGAAUAGAAGAAAUUCUAAAUGGGGCAGAUCUGUCCCAGGUUACAUCAAAAAAGGUCAGGUUGGAACUAGAAGCUCAUUUCAAUAUUGAUUUAUCCUCUGAAAAGCCCAAGUUAGAGACUAUGAUUCUGUCGACACUUGAGAAACUACAGUCUCUCAACACUCAAAGUAAGAAUGGUGGUAGACGGAGUAGUAGUCCUGAAAAAGAUGAAUCUACGGAUUCUGAUACAAGUUCCCAAAGUGAGAUUUUAGAACCUGUAAGAAAGAAGAAGAAGAAAAGAGCAUCAGAUGAUGAGGAUUAUGCCCGGAGUUUGCACGCGGAAGCUAAUGGUAUGAGAAGAAGGAAAAGCACUUCGAGUCCCAAAAAGAAAGCGGUCGCAAGUCGACAGGAUUCACGCGUCCUGUACGGUUAUCUGAUGAGUUGGCUGCGUAUAUUGGUGAGAAGGAGCUUCCUCGUUCAGAUCUAG